This is a messenger RNA of Brienomyrus brachyistius, 2144 nucleotides long. RefSeq names its product zinc finger protein 207, b (gene znf207b). Lineage: Eukaryota; Metazoa; Chordata; Actinopteri; Osteoglossiformes; Mormyridae. Gene Ontology annotation, cellular component: nucleus. The transcript has 11 exons. The record is from RefSeq and is a predicted model, not a curated record. Bases 135 to 1577 code for a protein of 480 amino acids.
UAGGUAAGCGAUGAACCCAGUUUCUCUGGGGGACGCGCCAUUUUCUGGAAGUACUAGUACUGUAGUGUGUCGUUACAAAACCUUAAUCUUUUAUUUUUUUGGUACAUACUGUGCUAAUUUUCUUUUAAAGUAAGAUGGGACGCAAGAAGAAGAAGCAGAUGAAGCCUUGGUGUUGGUACUGCAAUAGAGAUUUCGAUGAUGAAAAGAUUCUCAUCCAGCACCAGAAGGCAAAGCAUUUCAAAUGUCAUAUCUGCCACAAGAAAUUGUAUACAGGCCCAGGAUUAGCCAUCCACUGCAUGCAGGUACAUAAAGAAACUAUCGAUGGGGUGCCCAAUGCUAUACCUGGAAGAACUGACAUAGAGUUGGAAAUCUAUGGAAUGGAAGGUAUUCCUGAGAAGGAUAUGGAGGAGAGGAGGCGAGUUCUGGAACAGAAAACACAAGCCGAGAGUCAAAAAAAGAAACAGAACAACCAGGAUGACUCUGACGAGUAUGACGAGGAUGAGGAGCCGGGCCCCUCCUUCCAGCAGCCGGCUGUGCAGCCCCAGGCCAGCUUUGUGCCACCCAUGACCCAGCCGGGGAUGCCCCCUGUCCACGGGACUCCUGGUAUACCACCAGGAAACUUCACAGGAAUGCCUCCCAUGAUGCCCGGUGUGCCGCCCAUGAUGCCAGGGAUGCCGCCUGUAAUGCCUGGCAUGCCUCCAGGCAUGAUGCCAAUGGGUGGGAUGAUGCCCCCUGGGCCAGGCAUGCCCCCGAUGAUGCCAGGCAUGCCACCAGGUAUGCCGCCACCUGUGGGACAUCGUCCACCAAUGGCACAGGUCCCCCCCGUUACGUUGCCUGCUAUGCUGACCCGGCCAGCCAUCGCCACAGCUGCUAGCUCUGCCCCCCAGCCAGCUGUCACCAAGCCCCUGUUCCCGAGUGCAGGACAGAUGGGGACUCGUGUGACAAUCACAAGUACAAGCUCUCCGAGUGCUGACACUCUGUCACCAGCUCCUAAAACCCUGUUUCCUAGCACGACACAAGCCCAGCCGGCAGUGUCAGGACCGGUGGGGGCAGAUUUCAAGCCCUUGAGCACGACUGCCACCUCAUCAGAUGCCCCCAAAGUGACAUUCCCAGCUUAUACCCAGUCUACUGCUUCUACCACCAACCCCUGUAGUAGCACUGUAUCCAAACCCCCAGCCACUGUGACGAGUAAGCCAGCUACCCUCACUACAACGAGUGCAACCAGUAAGUUGAUCCACCCUGAUGAGGAUAUCUCACUGGAGGAAAGGCGAGCCCAACUACCCAGGUACCAGCGAAAUAUUCCUCGGCCAGGUCAGGCCCACAUGGCUGUACCGCCGGUGGGACCGAUGGGUGGCCUGAUGCCCCCUCAGCAAGGCAUGCCUCCUCAGCAGCCAGGAAUGAGGCAUCCUAUGCAUGGGCAGUAUGGUGCUCCACCCCAGGGAAUGCCUGGGUACAUCCCUGGCGGAAUGCCUCCGUAUGGGCAGGGACCGCCAAUGGUCCCCCCCUUUCAAGGAGGACCCCCCAGACCACCCAUGGGGAUGAGACCACCCGUAAUGUCCCCAGGAGGUCGAUAUUGAAGCAGAGCCUCCAUCUCUCAAUAGGUUUGGAGAUUACACCUUUUCUCACCUUGUGCUUACAGUAGCCAAACCUGUAACAGUAAGUCCAAUGAUGAGGAAGGGGGAGAGGAAGUACAACGCAUGGGACAUUUCAUUUAACAUAACAUAUUUUCAUGUAAAGGAACACCAACUGUCGUUGCAUUUUGAUACCUUGUGGCUCUUUCUCAUGUCUCAUUUAGGUUUUUAGAAGUGAAGUUUAGUAAAUAUGGUUCGUAAUGUUUUGAAGGCGCCGGAUGUAACAUGAACAUGCCCACCUUAAAUCAAAGGCAAGUUUCUGUACAUGCAUUAUUCUACUGAGUAGUGAGGCCUUCACAGCACUCUAGGUGCUGUUGGACAUCUUGUCCCCAGCUUUGCUUGGUGAGGGCUUCAAGUAACUGUUUUCCCAGCUGUUUUGUGUGUUGCGUCCUUGACACGUUUGGAAGAAUUUGCUCUUGUUGCAGGUUUGAGGCCACAAGAAUAACUCUGUGAAUAUGAUUUCUGUACUGUUGUGAUCACUUGUUGUAAUAAUAAAACGUGAUGAAAACUCAA